AAUAAAUAAAAUAAAAUCUUGUUUUUUCAAUUUAUCAUUGCCUCCUCCUCCUCUUCCUCAAUCACAAAUAAAAUUCUCCAAUCUCGCUAUCUUCUCAAAUCAUCUAGGGCUCUUCUUCUUCGUUUUCUUCUCGUCCCUGGAGCCUAACAAACUCCAGGAACCCACCCAAUCUUGCCUCAAAUCACAAAAAGUUCGAUCGUGAACCGAUCUUCCCAGUUCUGCUACAUUAACGAUUUAAGAAUCGUAAUUUUUGAAAUUCGUUUGGGGAUAUUUCUGGUUUUAUUUGUCGAUCACGACUUGUUAAAGAACGCUAGUAGGGGUUUAUAAAAGACUAACUGAAGAUUUUGGAUUGAUGUGGGUAAAGCUAUAUUAGAUUAUGAACGGUCUUGGCUGUGGGAGUAGUAUCGAACAAGCUUCCCAAUCCAUGGAUCUUAAGCAGAUUGGAGAUAAUUCUACAGGUGUCUUUGAUGCAUCUCAGUAUGCUUUUUUUGGUAACCAUGUUGUUGAGGAGGUUGAGCUGGGUGGAUUGGAAGACGAAGAAGAGGAUUUACCCUUGCCUGGAUUAGAAGAUGAUUUUGCCUUUGAUAAGGAAGAGGCUGAAGUUUCUAGAACUCUUUUUGACGCUGAUGAUCUUGCUAGUACAUUUUCAAAGUUGAAUAGGACUCCUGAAAAAUAUAGGAGCACGGUACCCGUAGCUGGUAACGGUUCAAGACAGAAUUAUGUUGGUAAUGGGUGGAACCAUAGGGAGGAGUUGCCAAAUUGGUAUAACCUGCAAAGUUCAGACUCUGAGGCCAUCCAAGAUGACAUAAGGUGGCCUUUUCCUACUCCAAAUCUUGUUGAGCAAAGAAACCUGCAUAGAGCAACAUCAUAUCCUGAACCACAGCAUCAACAGCCCCCAUACCAGCAUCAACAACAAUUUUCCAGCGAACCGAUUCUUGUGCCAGAUCAGCAUGUAGGCCCUCAUAUGGGAUCGCCAUUUCCAAGUUCUCAUCCUCAGUUGGUUGGCAUGCAUCAUGAAUCACCGCAACUCACUGGAAACAUGCCUCAACUGCGACCUUCUCUUCUCGUGAACAAUCGCCCCUCCACUCAGUGGAUGAAUCGCCAAAAUAUGUUUCCUGGGGACAGUUCUGGGAUCAUGAACAAUAUGUUACCACAACAGCAGUUAUCUCAUCAAAACGGGUUGAUGCCGCAACAGCAGAAGAUACCUAAGAUGCAGGUUCCUCAGAGUAGGUUACCACAUCCGCUGCAGCCUCACAGGCAUUUUCCAGGAAUGCACCCUCAACCAUUUAAUUCCCACCUUUCUCGAUCAGCGUCCUCGGGCAGUUAUGAUGCAAUGCUUGGAAUGCAGCUUGUAGCUACACAUAGCAAUGAUCCUUAUGUAGAUGAUUAUUACCACCAGGGGCGUCUUGCUAAGAAAUCUGCUGGCGCCAAACUGAAGCACCAUUUCUGUCCGAAUCAUUUAAGAGACCUUCCAUCUCGCGCACGUUCUAACAAUGAGCCCCAUGCAUAUCUUCAGGUUGAUGCUCUUGGUAGAGUUCCUUUCUCUUCGAUCCGCAGGCCUCGACCUUUGCUUGAAAUGGAUCCUCCAAAUUCAGCUAAAUCUGGUAAUCUGGACCAGAAAGAUACAGACAAGCCCCUUGAACAAGAACCAAUGCUUGCAGCCAGGGUGAUUAUUGAAGAAGGUCUCUACCUCUUCCUCGAGGUAGAUGAUAUUGACCGGUUCUUAGAGUUCAAUCAACUCCCGGAUGGUGGAAACCAGUUGAGGCAAAAGCGGCAAGCUCUGUUGGAUGGGCUUGCAGUGUCACUGCAGCUUGUUGACCCACUUGGUAAAAACGGGCAAAACAGUGGGCUUGCAUCUCAGGAUCUUGUCUUUCUAAGGAUCACCUCCCUUCGAAAGGGUCGGAAGCUACUUACAAGGUACCUCCAGCUUCUUUACCCCGGCAGUGAUCUAAUGCGAAUCGUCUGCAUGGCUAUUUUUAGACACUUAAGGUCUUUGUUUGGAGUGAGAUCAUCAGAUGCCGAAACCACAAAAACAACAAUCAAACUUGGAAAAGUUGUCGCGUUAUGCAUUCACACCAUGGAUCUUGGACCCGUAAGCGCUUGUCUAGCAGCAGUUUCUUGUUCUUCCGAGCACCCACCACUUCGUCCUUUGGGUAGCCCUGUUGGAGACGAAUCUACUAUUAUACUGAAAACUGCACUCGAUAGAGCUUCCGAGCUCCUCAGUGCUAACAAUUACAACAACGCAGGCAUGAAUCUGUGGCGUGCUUCCUUUGAUGAGUUCUUUAACUUACUGAUGAAACACUGCAUAAGCAAGUACGACAGUAUAAUGCAGAACCUGAAUUCGCAAUUCUUACCACACUUUGCCACAGAGAUGUCUGACGCUGCUGCACAAGCUAUUGUCAGGGAAAUGCCUAUCGAGCUUCUACGUGCAAGUUUCCCGCACAUUAGUGAUGAGCAAAAGAGAAUACUUAUGGAAUUCUUGAAGCCUGGUAGCCAGAAAAUUGAAUCAGUUAUAGCUUGAUGAUAGUGGAUAAAAACUAUAAGUACAACAUGGAGCAGAAAUAGUUAGCAACUGAGAAAUAGUAUCCUACUUUUUCUUCCACUAGUGGUUCUUCUUUCUUUGAUUCUCUAUUUUUGUGUGACGACAUGGAUGAUGUAACCGAAGCAAGAGAAGUUAGGGUUGGAGUGUACAGAGAAGAUCUGAAGCUUGUUUUUAUCUAUAAGAUAGGCAAUGAAGAUGACAGUUACUACUUUGUAUGCAUGUUAUCUCACAAAAGGUUUCGAUUUUUUACUCGGAAUCAAAAUUCACUUGUGUUUUGAGUGUUUCUCUUUUGUUAUUCAACUGGUUCCUAAACGAUAUAGGGUAUAAUAAAUGUUUUGCUAUGAGUGUUGUCUU
Camelina sativa (false flax) is the source of this 2896-nucleotide messenger RNA. The record is from RefSeq and is a predicted model, not a curated record. Lineage: Eukaryota; Viridiplantae; Streptophyta; Magnoliopsida; Brassicales; Brassicaceae.